AUGGUUGGAAUUGGGGAGCUUGCUGCGGGGGGUGCUGUAGGACUAGCAUUUACUUUGCUGUAUGAUGCCGCUAGCACGCUGGUCAUCAAAACCAAGCAGUUUAGACCCCUUCUUAAAGAGGUCAUAGUCACAUUAGACUACUUAAGACCACUGAUCAAACAGAUAGAAGAUGGUCACAGGGAACUGGAUCACUCAAAUGAAAGUCUGUAUUUCUAUUUCAAGAACCAAAUGGAGAAGGGCACUAGGCUAAUUAACAAGUUGUCCAAAGUUGGUACUUGGAAUUUGCUCAAGCCUCAUUACAGUAAUAAGCUUGUUGAAUUGGAUACAUCUAUCUGCAAGACGAUACAGAAACUAACACUGGAGGGAGUAAGGGAUACACAAGAAACAUUGGCUUUGGUGAGGUCUAUAGACAGCAAGUUGAAGCAAAAUGAGCUGCAUGGUCAGGAACAAAAUCAAAGUGGUGAAACUAGAGCAACAGCACCAUACCCACCAUUCUCCCCUAUUGGAUUGGAUAAGCCUCUAAGGGAAUUGAAGAUGAAGCUUCUUCAUGAUGAUCAAGUUUCAAUGCUUUCGGUCACUGCUCCUGGAGGGUCCGAGAAAACUACUUUGGCUCAAAUGGUGUGUCAUGAUCAAGAUGUCAAAGAUAAGUUCAACAACAUGAUCUUCUUUGCAACUGUUUCAAGCAAACCCGACUUAAUCGGGCUGCAAAAGUCUCUGCAAAAUUUUUUGGACCAAACAAAAGAAAAUGCUGCACUGUUGGUCUUGGACGAUGUUUGGCCCCAGUCAUCAGGAAACCUUCUUGAAGAGUUCUAUCAUCUUAGCCAAGGGUCAAGUUACAAGACUCUAGUGACAUCAAGAUAUUCUUCAAAAUAUGGUUCUAAUUAUGAUUUAGAUCCGUUGACUAUAGAUGAGGCGUUGACUCUUCUGAAGAACUCUACAUCCCUGGAUUAUUCCUCUGGUACUUUAGAUGAACUAAUGGAACAGAUAGUAAAGUACUGUAAGAGAUUUCCACUUGCUAUUACAGUGGUUGGAAAAUCACUUUUUAAGGAGAGUAUAGAGAUGUGGAAAGAAAAGGUAAUAGAAUGGUCUAAAGGUCCUAUUCUUGAAGAGCAUACUCUUUUGCGUGACUGCCUCCAACCCAGCUUAAAUGUUUUAUAUGAAAAUGCGUCUGAAGAUGGGGCUAUCAUCAAGGAAUGUUUUAUAGACCUUGCUUCACUUCCUGAAGAUGGAAGAAUCCCUGCUGGUUUGCUCAUUGAUAUGUGGGCAGAGCUACGUAGCCUAUGCGAAGAUAGGUCUAUUGUGAAAUUACAACAACUCAACAAACAUAAUUUGGCCAAACUUGUUGUCACAAGCAAGGGGAAUGAGAAUGUGGAUAGCUGCUACAGUGAACAGUUUGUUACGCAGCAUGAUCUGCUUAGAGAGCUGGCAUUGCAUCAAAUUCGUCAGGACCUAGAAGGAGAGAACAAAAGGUUGAAUGUUCUUCCACAACGGUUGACACAGAAGAAGAAUAAGCUCAAGGAAACUCAUUUGUUAUCUGUAUCAACAGAUGGAAUGUUCUCAUCAAAAUGGGACAACGUGCAUCUACCAAAGGCUGAGGUUCUGAUUCUGAAUUUUCAGACAAAGGAUUAUGCCUUGCCUAGAAAAAUGUCCCAGGAAUUGAAGGUUCUAAUAGUCAGAAACAAUGGUUCAUCACCUGCCAAAAUAAGUAAUUUAAAACUCAUGAGUUCUUUAACUACUUUGAAGAGAGUCAGACUAGAGCGCAUUUCCAUUUCUUCCAAAAGCUUGAACAAAAAGAAGAAGUUGAAAACUCUUGAGAAGAUAUCUUUGUUCAUGUGUUACUUUGCUCAACCUGCUAGCAAGUUGAACAAAAAGAAGAAGUUGAAAACUCUUGAGAAGAUAUCUUUGUUCAUGUGUUACAUUGCUCAACCUGCUAGCAACAGUUCCGUCCGGUUUUUUGAGGCCCUGCCAAAUCUGGUGGAGAUAAACAUCGAAUAUUGCAAUGAUUUGGAGGAAUUACCUGCUGAUCUCUGUGGUCUUAAGUACUUAAAGAAGCUCGUUAUCACCAACUGUCAUAACCUAUCUUCCUUGCCUGAAGACAUUGGAAAGCUGAGCAACUUAGAAGUCCUAAGGCUACGGUCUUGCACAAAGCUGGAAACUUCAAAAGACUCGCUUGCAGGCCUCAAGAACUUGAUUUUUCUCGACAUAUCUGAUUGCUUUAGCAUAAAAGAGUUGCCUAAAGACAUUGGUCAACUGAGCGAGUUAAGGAAGAUUAACAUGAGACAGUGUGAAAGAUUGCAGGAACUACCUACAUCAAUCUGGGAUCUUCAGGAUACAUUGAAGGAAGUGAUAUGUGACGAAGAGACUGAAGAGUUAUGGGAACCUUUCAAAAUGAUCAAAAACUUGCGCAGAACAGUGGUCAAAGAAGAGUUCAACCUACGUUGGCUCCUUGGUCACUGA
Molecule: messenger RNA, 2457 nt
Organism: Fragaria vesca subsp. vesca
Lineage: Eukaryota; Viridiplantae; Streptophyta; Magnoliopsida; Rosales; Rosaceae
Product: probable disease resistance protein At5g66900-like
Exons: 5
Coding region: 1-2457 (818 amino acids)
Biological process (GO): defense response to fungus
Molecular function (GO): ADP binding
Source: RefSeq, a predicted model, not a curated record